AUGCAACUGUUUACGCCAGCGGUCCUCUGCGUCGCCCUUGUCGGCUUCGUCGUCUUCCAUUUCUAUAAGCAGUUCAAGGAGAUAAACCGCCCGGGCAAGAUCCCCGGUCCGACCCUGAUACCGUACCUUGGUCGCAUACAUGACCUUCCUAUCCAGUUUAUGUGGAUCAAGUUCAAGGAGUGGUCGGAUCAGUAUGCUGGUAAGAAUGGAUUCUACUUCACGGAGAUGCUCGGGGCCAAGUUCCUCGUCGUCUCGGACGAGAAGGUGGCCGAGGAAUUGCUGGUAAAGCGAGCAAAACACAACUCGGACAGACCUAUGGUGAGGUCAUUAUUCGACUCCAAGAGCACCGACGGAUCGAUGGCGUACCUUCCCUUGAUGGGGCGAAACCAAUACUGGGCGCGACAACGACGAUUCACGCACUCGGCCCUGAUGGAAGCGAGCAAUGCGCAAUACUAUGGCGUAAUGUACCAUGAGUCGAAGCGUUGGCUUGCCCGGCUCAUCGAGAACCCCGACGACUUCCUAUUUUCCUUGGAGGAUAUGGCGUCCAAGAUCAUGUGCCAGUUGACGUGGGACAACCUCGAGCUCAGCGAACAGACGUCGACGAACGCGUGGGGUCUCCUAAGACAGAUGUCGCCAGCCGGACCUAUCACCAACGUUAUAACGCCCCUUUGGCAUCUACCUCUGUUUAUGAAUCCGUGGAAAAGCGCGGAACUCAAGCGCCGUAACGAACAGCAGGAGAUGUGGAUGAACCGUCUUCUAGCCACGCGCGACAAUUUGGCUCAGGGUAAACAAAGGGAUUGUAUCACUAGCAAGUAUCUUGAGAAGGGGGAGAAGCGAUCGAAUAUCUCGGGCGACUACGAAGCCUCUUGCGUCAUAGGUAUGAUGGCCCUAGUAGGCAUCUUUACGAUAGCCGGACCGUUGUCGUACUGGCUAGUAUCCAUGAUACAUCAUCCUAAAUGGCAAGCGGCGGUUCAGAAAGAAAUUGACGAGGUUUGCGAGGGCCGGUUACCAACCCUUGAUGACUCUCCGAAACUACCGACCCUCCGGGCUUGUAUUAAGGAAACGAUGCGCUGGAGGCCGAAUGUACCCACCGGGGUCGCGCACGAGAUGGAAGCCGAUGAUGAAUUCCGAGGGUAUUUCCUUGAGAAAGGAACAAGGAUCCUCCCUCUAGAUUGGGCAUUCCUUCGCAACCCAGUGAAAUAUCCGGACCCGGAUAACUUCCGGCCUGAACGUUGGCUGGAGCCCUCGUGGCCGACCUACCAGGAACCGCUAACCACGUAUCCGACCGUCAAGGGCAUGACCUCGUUUGGUUGGGGUCAACGCCAAUGUCUAGGAAUGACCCUCACGCAAGACGAAUUACUAGUAGCCUGUGGUGCGUUGUCCUGGGCCUUUAACCUGAAACCCAAGAUAGACCCGGCUACAGGGAAGGAGAUACCAGUUCCUACGGACAAGUCAAAUUCACUGUUAAUCAUCAAGCCCGAUCCGUUUGAGAUGGCAUUCGAACCUAGGAGUGAGGAACGCAAGCAGGAGGCUCUACGUAUAUGGGCCGAGUCUAGCGAGAAGUACGAUAGGGAGAAGGAGGAGUUUCUAAAGGGUACGUCGGAAGAGAAGAGCGAGAGUCAGAAGAUAGAGACGGUAUAG
Messenger RNA from Annulohypoxylon maeteangense, 1641 nucleotides. RefSeq names its product cytochrome P450. The record is from RefSeq and is a predicted model, not a curated record. The transcript has 4 exons. NCBI's taxonomy places the organism in Eukaryota, Fungi, Ascomycota, Sordariomycetes, Xylariales, Hypoxylaceae. The coding region runs from base 1 to 1641 and encodes 546 amino acids. Gene Ontology annotation, molecular function: iron ion binding; monooxygenase activity; oxidoreductase activity, acting on paired donors, with incorporation or reduction of molecular oxygen.